This is a messenger RNA of Fonsecaea erecta, 1590 nucleotides long. RefSeq lists its product as hypothetical. Lineage: Eukaryota; Fungi; Ascomycota; Eurotiomycetes; Chaetothyriales; Herpotrichiellaceae. Gene Ontology annotation, biological process: transmembrane transport. Bases 1 to 1590 code for a protein of 529 amino acids. The record is from RefSeq and is a predicted model, not a curated record. The transcript is spliced from 3 exons. Gene Ontology annotation, molecular function: transmembrane transporter activity.
AUGUCGGACAAAGAAGUCCCCGAUGGGAAGGUGCAGGAGCGUGAGAACAUUGUAUAUGAUGUCGACGAAAUUGAACCACACAACGGCGAAGUUCUCUUGACCGUCGACUCCGAGGGCAAGGGCAGUUCAGAUCUCAAACUCGCCAAAGACGGUCGGACCAUCUUGAUCCCGCAGCCCACGGAUGACCCCGAGGAUCCACUGAACUGGAGCUCUUUCAAAAAGCACAUGGCUUUGAUCCUCGUGGCCUUUGGUUCCUUUGCCGGUGACUUUGGCGCCGGCGCCGGCGUGCCUCUGAUCUUCCUGCAAGGUGCGCAGUGGGGGCUUCCACCCGCCGAGGUCAAUCGUCCCAACAGUCUUGCCGCCGUCAUGUGUGGUGUCUCUGGCAUUCUCUGGAUGCCCCUCCUAAACUCUUGGGGCAGAAUCCCUGUGCUCUUCUGGUCUAGCUUUUUGGGUUUCUUCUUCACUCUGGGGGCGGUCCUGGCACCAAACUUUGCCGUCCACUAUGGGAUGAGGACUCUCCAGGCCGUGACGCAGAGCACCGGACAGACCAUCGGCCUGGCCUUUGUCGAGGACUGCUUCUUCUACCACGAACACGCACGGAAGAUCGGCAUCUGGUACGCCAUCUACAUCUGCUCACCGUUCCUCUCUCCGCUCUUGGCCAACUUUAUCAUCGGCAAAACGGCCAAUUGGCACAUCAUUUUCUGGGUGACGCUCGCUUGGUCAGGGUUCUUGAUCAGCCUGAUCCUCCUCUUUGGCGACGAGACCUAUUACAAUCGCACCGUUCCCCGGGAGCGACAGCCUCCUCGUGGCAAGGGACACAUCAAUCGCCUCCUGCGCGUCACGGGCAUUUGGCAGAUCCAGCAUCACUCCGGCUACUUUGCCACCGUCCUGAGCUCAUACGUUCGCCUCGUGACGGUCUUUUUGAAGCCUGUCAUUGCCCUCACCAUGCUCUUCUAUGCAGCAGUCUUUAUGUGGAUGAUUGGGCUCUUCCUCUCCUCGGCUGUCCUACUGGCCACUCCAAAGGCUGCAGGCGGCUACGGCCUCUCGUCGAUAUCGGUCGGAUGUGUGUUCUUCGCGCCAAUCGUCGGUGUCCUCCUGGGCGAACUCUUUGGCCAUUUUUUCAACGAUUUUAUCGUCAAGUUCUAUGCCCGGCGCCAUGGAGGGCAUUUUGUCCCCGAGGUGCGGCUGUGGACGACCUACAUCGGCCUGGCCGUGAUCGUUCCUGGCUUGGUUAUUGUGGGCGAGACAUUCCAGCAUCAACUCAGCGUGGCGGCUCUGGUGUUUGGCUGGGGGAUGGACGUCUUCGGGGUACUGGUGACCUCGGUGGCCACCAUUGCGUUUGCCCUGGACUGCUAUCCGUCCGCCUCGGGCGAGGUGUCGGCCUUGAUCAACAUGGCUCGUGUGGGGGCGGGAUUUUCCGUCCCCUACUUUAUCGAAGAAUGGACGGCCAAGCAAGGGUAUGCCACGGCGUUUGGGCUUCAGGCCGUUGUGGUCGUCGUGGCCUACGCUAUUGUCAUCUGCAUCCAGCUAUUUGGCGCCAGGCUUCGGGCCUGGGCUGGUCCUGUGCGCCACCUGCAGAUAAGCAAAUGA